Messenger RNA from Etheostoma spectabile (orangethroat darter), 1577 nucleotides. RefSeq names its product tumor protein p53-inducible nuclear protein 2. Gene Ontology annotation, biological process: autophagosome assembly; positive regulation of DNA-templated transcription. Gene Ontology annotation, cellular component: nucleus; autophagosome. The record is from RefSeq and is a predicted model, not a curated record. Lineage: Eukaryota; Metazoa; Chordata; Actinopteri; Perciformes; Percidae.
UGGGCGGGGCUUGGUGACGUUCCAGGACACAGCGAGGACUCGCCGAUAAACAACUUUGAGAUCAAAACAAUCUCCGAAGAACAGCUAGAGAACGGGGAUCCGUUACAACGACCACACCCAAAGACAAUCAUACUUUAUUUGGUCGGAUUGUAGUAGAGGCAUAAAGAUGAUCGGAAAGAUUCUUUCUCAUCUGCUCGGGAACGCCGGGGAGGACUUUGAGGCAGCAGGGGACACUUACGAGGAGCUGAUGGAGUUUGAGGAGGGAGGAUGGGUGAUUGUUAAUCUCUCAGGGAGCGGGCUGCUAUCGGCCCCUGAGGAGGAUCCCCUGGAGAACCUGCUGAUAGAGCACCCCAGCAUGUCUGUCUACCAGAUGAGAUGCAGGAUGAGUGGGGAGGAGGAGGAGUUGGGCUCUGAUGAAGAUGAAGAGGACACCUCCAGGCCUGUGGCAGUACGGCGGCACGUAUCGUGGCGUCUGGCUGCCUGGGGAAUCCCUCUGCCCUGCAACCUCCAGCUGCUGGCUGUCCAGAAGGCCAGGGCCCAGGCUGAGCAGCGGAAGCUGAGCCGCGGCGCCCUCCACAGGCACAACCUGGCUAAGAUGCGAUUCUCCCCUGCAGAGAAACGCUACGGCCACUUCAAGCAGCCCUGCCAGCGCCUCUACAACUACUGAACAGGGCGUUUCAAGUUGCCUCUGCCAUAGCUAAGUCAUGCAGCACAGUGCCUGGACUCUGAAUUUUACUCAGUUUUUUUUUUUUUUGUGCAAUCUUUUCACCUCACACAGUUAACUCUGCUCUGCAUAUCCUCCAAGGUAAAGCAUGUGCGAUUCACCUGUUUCGGUGUGGUGUAAAAUGAUCGGACAUCGGACAAAUGAGCCACACAAAAGUUUUUAUUUUGAUUUUAAUACAGGCAACCUGUUCUACUGCACCCCUCGCAUCUGAAACCCUGAAUCUCCAUCUCCUCGUGAAAUCGGGUUGGAAAGCAUUAGUAACGCACUGUUACUUUCAAAUAAAAGCCUUUGUACAUUAAGAAAAGAAACAGUUGAGUGGUUUAGAUUGAUUAGAGAUUAGUAGGAAUAGGGCUUAUGGGAGAUUGGAGGUGUGUGAAAGUUAUUCUUAAAGUGUUGUUAGUGUGUAACAUUGAUCCAAAUCUCAAAACUUCCAACCUGUAGUGACAUUGGCACGAAAUGAGUUGACUAUAAUGCAGUUUUUUUUUUUUUUUGAAUGAUUAUGCGUGAUUUUAUUCAGUAUGUUUAAUAUCACGUGUGCCUGUGUAAUAACAGCUAAUUUCAUAUCACGGUGACCUGUACAGUAGUCACUUUGUUUGAAAACAUCUGUGAAUUUCCUGAGAUAAUAAAUGCUCCUUUUGUUUGAGUCUCCUUAAGAAAUAAUUACACAACCACUGGUAAUGUUUUGUAUAGGGUCAACCAUUUUGCACAAAAUGUACACCUUUUCAGCAGGUUCUCACUUUUUCAUGUAAGGCACAUUUUUAAUUUUAGAAGUGUAAAUACAGUUCAAUAUGUUUUUCUAUUUGUGUGUAUUUAUAAAAUGUACAAAAAAAAAAAUAAAGUCUUGUUUUCUUAA